AUGAAAUCCCUUGGGAAUAUUAAGGGGUUUGUCUGCAAUCUAAUGGGAUUAUCAGAUGAUACAGAACCAGUUAGAAAACGUUUUAAAUGCAACAGGGUUUAUGACGAUUUCUCAUCAGAUGAAGAAGUACCGGCUCUAAGAUCCAACUGGACUUUAAGAUCCAAAAAAAUUAAACUUAACUUACUAAACAAAGAAAAGAAGAAAUCAAUAAAAAGUUCUACCAUGAAAGCCUCGAAAGUUCUUCAAAUAUUGUCAGAAAAUAAAGAAUUAUCAGUUACAAGAACCUCUACAACAGUGCAACCUGUGGCUGAUGAGAACAUGGCAGGCUGUAGCGGAAGUAUUGACGUUACAAAACCCUCAAAGAAAUUAAAUGAAACAUAUGAAAUUAUAUCAGAUGAUGAAGUUGAUUCGAAUUUUACAAAAGUUAGGGAUACAGAAAAUUUAAGCGAUACAGAGAUGAUAAAUGACUCAUCAAUAAAUCUAGAAGAAAAUGAUAAUCAAACUGAGUCAGAUAGUUUUGACGUAUGGCUGAAGAAGUUGAAUGCUAAACACAAAGCCUAUAUGGAAAACUCGCGAAAAUCUAUCAAUGCUAUACUUCAGAAGUAUGCUUCUGUACCAAAAGUGUGUGCGGACUAUGAAACUCCCAGCUAUAGAUCCAGCACCAAUGAAAAUCUGCAGUCAGAAUCUAAUGCCAAUUAUAAUAAAACAGACUUUACAUCCAAUAAAAAAUCAAACACUACUUAUACAAACUUUGAAGUAGCUGACAUUCCUCGUAAAACACCUGACAAGUUGAAUACAGACUAUAUUGAACAAAAUCUGGCUGAAACUUUCAAGAUGGAAACCUUUGAUGAAUGGAUCUCCAAGAUAAAAUCAAAAUAUAAAUUUAAUUUGCAAAUUCCAGAAAGCACAGUUAGCAAAACAUUGAAUAUGAAAAAUGAAGAAAAUAUAUUACAAUCACAAAAACAACCAUGCCAAGAUUGGUUGACGAAACAUAAAACUGAAGAGUCUCAAGUAAUUAAUUCUAAUGAAAAUAUUGUAUUGCGAGUGAAUAAUAAACAAAAUCAAUUUAGCUUGAACCAACCAAGCUGUUCAAAAAAUCAAAUUAAAUUAGACUCUGAGGGCCAAGACACUCUACAAGAAUCAGUAGAAAAACUUCUCACAGCACCACAAAAGUCUAUGAUUGCAUCCAAAACGAAAGACGCAAAAAAUGAGGUGUAUUCAUCUGAAGCUGACCUUAUCUUAACUAAUUUACGGAUGAAUAGAUUAGAGACAGACCUAAGAACAUUACAAAAUUCUAUAGAAAAAUCAAUUAGUUCAAAGUUUAAGAAUGACCUGACUGAAACAAAGAAAAAUGAUGAAGAUCAAGAAACUUUAGACCUACCAGAUAUAACUCCAGAACAAAACGAAUUAAUUGACACAGCUCUUAACUCAACACCACCAGACAAAGUACUUAUAGAGAAAUUCAAAUUAAAGAUAUACAAGGAAGAUUUGGAAACUCUUUCAGAACAUAACUGGUUAAAUGAUAAAGUAAUUGAUUUCUACAUGAACCUCAUAAUGCAGAGGAGCGAGGAACAGAAUAACUUGCCAAAGGUGUAUGCUAUGAACACAUUGUUCUAUCCUAAGCUUAUGAAGAGUGGACAUGCUGGACUUAAGAGGUGGACAAGAAAGGUGGAUAUAUUUGCGUACGACCUCCUCGUGAUUCCAGUACAUUUAACGAACCACUGGUGUGUCAGCUUCAUAAACUUCCAAACACGUAAAAUUGAGUACCUUGACAGCCGAGGGAAAAGCAAACGGCCCUGUUUGAUUGCGCUGUUGCAGUAUCUGAAGGAUGAACAUCAAGAUAAGAAGGGGGUGCCUUUUGAUGAUAGUGGCUGGGAGACAGAGUGCCUCAAAGACAUUCCAGAGCAAAUGAAUAGCAGUGAUUGCGGCAUUUUCGCGUGCACGUUUGCGGAGUUCUCGUCCCGUAACGCGGCCUAUACGUUCACGCAGGCACACAUGCCCUACCUGCGUCGCAAGGCCGCGCUUGAGAUACUCACCGGGAAACUACUGCUCUAG
Messenger RNA from Spodoptera littoralis (African cotton leafworm), 2055 nucleotides. The record is from the annotation of a GenBank genome assembly. Lineage: Eukaryota; Metazoa; Arthropoda; Insecta; Lepidoptera; Noctuidae.